Molecule: messenger RNA, 1029 nt
Organism: Quercus robur (English oak)
Lineage: Eukaryota; Viridiplantae; Streptophyta; Magnoliopsida; Fagales; Fagaceae
Exons: 2
Coding region: 1-1029 (342 amino acids)
Source: RefSeq, a predicted model, not a curated record
AUGGGUCGCUCUCUUUUCAAAAAGUUGCUUUUUGACGACUUAGAUGAGGAUGAGAUAAUGACGCGAAUUUUUAAGGGUUCAACUAAACAAAAACGUCGUCGGUAUAUCGAACGUGAUCGUUUGGCACGCCAUAAAAGACUUUAUCUCGACUACUUUUCUGACACACUAGUGUAUCCUCCUAAUUUAUUUCGGAGGAGAUUUCCGAUGAGUCGGAAUCUUUUUCUUCGUAUUCAGCAUGAGGUAGAGGCAUAUGAAUCUUACUUUAUCCAAAAAAGAGAUAAUGCCCAAAAAUGGGGUUUAUCUUCUCUUCAAAAGAUAACAGCUGCACUUAGGAUGCUUGCGUAUGGAGUUACAGCUGAUUUUAUGGAUGAGUAUGUGCGAAUUGGAGAAUCCACUGCAAUGAAAAGUCUAAAAAAAUUUGUUAAAGCGGUGGUUGAUAUUUUCUCCAAGGAAUACUUGAGGUCUCCAAACAACGAAGACAUUGCUAGACUUUUAGCCAAUAGGGAAAGACGUGGAUUUCCAGGACAAGGACGUGCUCCUGCAGUUAAUUACUCAAUCAAUGGUCAUGAGUAUACAAUAGGAUACUACCUUGCCGAUGGCAUAUAUCCAAAGUGGUCAACAUUCGUUAAAACAAUUCCAUCUCCACAAGGACACAAAAGCAAAUUAUUUGCAAAAGCCCAAGAGGUGAAUAGGAAGGAUGUAGAGCGUGCAUUUGGAGUGCUUCAAGCAAGAUUUGCAAUUAUGUGUGGACCUACAAGAUUUUUCCAUAGUGAAACGCUUCAAGACAUCAUGAAAGCGUGUGUAAUUCUUCAUAACAUGAUCAUUGAGGAUGAACGAGAUGUAAAUGAAGCAGUGGAAUUAGAUUAUGAGCAAAUUAAUGACAAUCCUACUAUACAACUGUCACGAGAGAACACAAAUACAUUUACGGAGUUCAUUGAAACCCAUCAAUGUAUUCAAGACCAUAAAAAUCAUUUUCAACUCCAAUCAGACCUCAUUGAGCAUUUAUGGCAAUUACAAGGGGAGUUGUAG